This is a messenger RNA of Hyalella azteca, 1602 nucleotides long. Its product is annotated as succinate dehydrogenase cytochrome b560 subunit, mitochondrial-like. The record is from RefSeq and is a predicted model, not a curated record. The coding region runs from base 1 to 627 and encodes 208 amino acids. The transcript has 5 exons. Lineage: Eukaryota; Metazoa; Arthropoda; Malacostraca; Amphipoda; Hyalellidae. Gene Ontology annotation, molecular function: succinate dehydrogenase activity; electron transfer activity. Gene Ontology annotation, biological process: mitochondrial electron transport, succinate to ubiquinone; tricarboxylic acid cycle. Gene Ontology annotation, cellular component: membrane.
AUGGCUGUGUCCAUGGCUGUGUCCAUGGCUGUGUCCAUGGCUGUGUACAUGGCUGUGUCCAUGGCUGUGGCUGUGAUGGGGGGAGCCGUCGCCAGUCGCCCCACGCAGCUGCUGUGGCGACCACUACAGUUACGUGUUGCACAGGUUACAGGUUACACUGGGACACCGCCCCCCACGGGGGCACUGCCCCCCACCGGGGUAUCGCCCCCCACGGGGGCACUGCCCAUCACUGAGGAAUACUUCAGCAAGAACCAGCGUCUGGGCCGCCCCCUCAGCCCCCACCUGUCCAUCUACAAGCCCCAGCUGACCUCCGUGCUGAGCAUCUCACACCGGGCCACCGGCGUCCUCCUGUCCUCCCUUUUGUCUGGCUUUGGCAUCGGCAUGCUGGUGCUGCCCGCCUCCUACCCCUACUACGUGGCGCUGCUCUCCCAGGCGCACUACGGCGCCGCCGUCGUCUUCACCGUCAAGUUCUGCAUGGCCUUCCCCUUCCUGUUCCAUGCCUUCAACGGCGUCCGCCAUCUUGCGUGGGACUUGGGCUACGGGUUCACGCUGCGCACGCUCUACAAGUCAGGCUACGGAGUGACGGCACUCGCCCUCCUCUCCGCGCUGGCCGUCGCCAGCUACUGAGGCUCAACCGCCAGCGACCGCCUUAUAUAUACUCGGGGAAAUGGGUGGAACUUCCGUAUAUUGAUGCACUUUUUUCGCCUAAGUGUAGUUCAUCCUGACCAAGUUAAUCACGGCAAAUGAGCGUAAAGGUGCUACGCGAAAUAGUACGUCUCUAAUAUGGAUAAUAUGACCCAUUCAUUUUAUGAGUGUAUGCGCUCCUGGGAAGGUACCUGCACUGAAACGUUCUCUACAUUGUCGGAACAAUGGUUAGCCUUUGUUUAUGUUAUGGCAGAUGCCGACUAGGCUUUUGUUUAUGUUAUGGCAGUUGCCAACUAGGCUUUUGUUUAUGUUAUGGCAGGUGACAACUAGGAUUUUGUUUAUGUUAUGGCAGUAACGAGACUUGUAGGGUGCCAAAUAGGCUUUUGUUUAUGUUAUGAGAGAUGCAACUAGGCUUUUGUUUGUUAUGACAGUAGCGCCACCUGUAGGGUGCCAACUAGGCUUUUGCUUAUGUUUGGAAGUUGCCAACUAGGCUUUUAUUAUGUUAUGGCAGUAGCGAGACUUGUAGGUGCCAACUAGGCUUUUGUUUGUUAUGGCAGUAACGAGACUUGUAGGGUGCCAGCUAGGCUUUUAUGUUGUGGUAGGUGCCAACUAGGCUUUCGUUUAUGUAAUGACAGUAGGGUGACAUUUAGGAUGCUAACUAGGCUUUUGUUUUAUGUUAUGGCAGAUGCCAACUAGGCUUUUAUGUUAUGGUAGGUGCCAACUAGGCUUUUGUUUAUGUAAUGACAUUUAGGGUGCCAACUAGGCUUUUGUUUAUGUAAUGACAUUUAGGGUGCCAACUAGGCUUUUAUUUCGUAAUUCGACACGGCCGAUAGUUCCAACAAUGUGCAGACGGCGACAGUGAGAGUACAGGUCCUGUACCCCGCUUGUAUUGUACAGUACAUUUGAGUUGUUAUAACUGAAUAUUAGGCAGUUAUUUUUAAAUAAAUAUUACCAAAU